CGGAGAAGGGUCAGCCGCGGCGGCACCGGCGACAGCGGCGCAGAUCCGCUCCCCGCGCGUCUCCAGUCCCCGCGCCCAGGCAGUCCCCGCCGCCGGGAUGCGGACGCCCGGCCACCGCCGCCGCCGCCUCGCAGUCUCAGCACUGCUCUCGCUCCUCACCUGCUCCCUGGCUUUUGCUUUGGUUUCUGAAGAUCUAAAGAAAGAGGUCAAGCAGUCUAAGAAUUUGGAGAAAACUGGUAUAUCAAGGAAAAAUGACAUUGAUUUAAAAGGAAUUGUAUUUGUCAUCCAGAGUCAAAGUAAUUCUUUCCAUGCAAAGAGAGCAGAACAAUUAAAAAAAAGCAUCUUAAAACAGGCUGCAGACCUUACACAGGAACUCCCCACAGUCCUCCUCCUUCAUCAGCUGGCUAAGCAGGAAGGUGCAUGGACCAUACUCCCGUUGUUACCACAUUUUUCUGUGACAUAUAGCAGAAAUUCAUCGUGGAUCUUCUUCUGUGAAGAAGAGACAAGAAUACAAAUUCCAAAACUCUUAAAUACACUCAGAAGAUAUGACCCAUCAAAGGAAUGGUUUUUAGGAAAAGCAUUAUAUGAUGAAGAAUCUACAAUAAUUCACCAUUAUGCCUUUUCUGAAAAUCCAACAGUUUUUAAGUACCCAGACUUUGCUGCUGGCUGGGCCCUUAGUAUUCCACUUGUAAACAGGCUUACGAAGAGAUUGAAGAGUGACUCCCUCAAAUCUGACUUUACGAUAGAUUUAAAACAUGAGAUUGCCCUCUACAUCUGGGACAAAGGCACUGGCCCUCCCCUUACUCCAGUGUCUGAGUUUUGUACAGAUGCUGUGGAUGCCUCCUGUGCUACAACAUUUCACUCCUUUCUACCACUUUGUGGAAAUCCAGUGAAGAAGGAAGACAUUUUUGUUGCAGUAAAAACAUGCAAGAAAUUUCAUGGUGAUAGAAUACCUAUUGUGAAGCAGACUUGGGAAAGCCAAGCGAGUUUCAUUGAAUACUACAGUGAUCAUGCAGAAAGUUCGAUUCCUACAGUGGAUUUAGGAAUUCCUAAUACAGAGAGAGGUCAUUGUGGAAAGACAUUUGCCAUUUUGGAAAGAUUUUUGAAUCAUAGCUAUGACAAAAUAGCAUGGUUAGUCAUUGUGGAUGAUGAUACUUUAAUAAGCAUCCCCAGGCUCCGGCAUUUGCUCAGCUGUUACGACUCCGGAGAAGCUGUGUUCCUGGGAGAGCGCUACGGUUACGGUCUGGGCUCGGGCGGCUACAGUUACGUCACCGGCGGAGGCGGAAUGGUCUUCAGUAGAGAAGCCAUCAAGAGACUUCUGGCCAGUAAUUGUCGCUGCUACAGCAAUGAUGCUCCUGAUGAUAUGGUCCUCGGAAUGUGCUUUAGUGGGCUCGGAGUCCCUGUGACACACAGUCCUCUCUUCCAUCAGGCUCGGCCCGUGGAUUACCCUAAGGACUACCUUUCUCACCAAGUUCCCAUAUCAUUCCACAAACACUGGAACAUUGAUCCAGCGAAGGUAUAUUUCACGUGGUUGGCACCCAGUGAGGAAGACAGCGCCGGACAGGAGACACAAAAAGGCUUUAAAGAAGAAUUAUAAAGUGUGGUGAGCAGAGUUUGGGUAGUAAAAACAGCAGAGACUGACUUUAUCCUUCUGGGCUGUGGUCACGCUCAAGGAGUGCCAUGUGGCAUUGGGAGCUUCCUAAUUGAGGUAGAAAUUCUGUAUAUGGUACUUUUGUGGGGGUAAGAAAAGGAGUCAUGGGGUUUUUUUUGUUUUGUUUUUCUGGGAAAACUCACUUGCUUUUCCAUUAUACAGUUAUUGUAAUACACUGUUUUUGUGUAUUACAUCGUGUUGACUGUGUAUUCAAGCUGUUCCACAGAAAAAUAAUUGGUACCAGAAGUCUCCUUUCUGUUCACUGCCUUCAUUAUAAUGAAGAUUUCAGUUGGUCAUGAGACUGGGGAGAGACGACUGUCCAUCAUCUUGUAUAUGGAAAAGGGAAAGGACUCAGUACAAAGACUAGUACAGUGUGAACUUUUUAAACCAUAACUUUGGUAAUGACAAUUAUUGUCUGGUGACUCAGUAGCAAUAAUGCUGUAUUAUGGAUCAUUCAUGAAACCUCAUAACAGUCUAGAUAUGCACUCCCUUGUUAUCAAUAAUCAGGGCUGUUAUGUUUCAUCCAUUUUUUUGUUUGUGCCUCAUAAAAAAGAAAAUAAGUCUUUGACGAGAGCUUUCUGUUUCUUUAGCGGUUCAUCUGCAUUCUCUUUCUCCCUGAAGCCCUAUCUUUAUGACCUACUUGUAACAUGAAAGUGUAAUGGAUGAUGCCAGGAAAUAGUCUCCUCAAUAUUUAAAAACAAUGUUGUGUUUUAUUCAAGCCAGUGAACACCAUGUCAGUCUCAGGAAGUGAAUUAAUUUGUACCCAUGCUUUACUUUUAUUUUUCUUUGAAAUUACUUAAUGACUCUCCUGACUCAGAAUAGGCCUCCCAUCCCCCAGAGUACCAUGCAACCCUAGGAAAAGAACAGCAUGGUGAUUUGGCAGUUUUCCUGAGUUCUUAAUGAAUGACAUUUCACAAAACAUAGUAUUUUGAAACAGCUCUAAUUUUC
Condylura cristata (star-nosed mole) is the source of this 2599-nucleotide messenger RNA. RefSeq names its product beta 3-glucosyltransferase (gene B3GLCT). Gene Ontology annotation, molecular function: acetylglucosaminyltransferase activity. Lineage: Eukaryota; Metazoa; Chordata; Mammalia; Eulipotyphla; Talpidae. The record is from RefSeq and is a predicted model, not a curated record. The transcript is spliced from 15 exons. Gene Ontology annotation, cellular component: membrane. Bases 98 to 1597 code for a protein of 499 amino acids.